Messenger RNA from Stylonychia lemnae, 1899 nucleotides. NCBI's taxonomy places the organism in Eukaryota, Ciliophora, Spirotrichea, Sporadotrichida, Oxytrichidae. The record is from the annotation of a GenBank genome assembly.
AUGUAGGCCACAGAAUCUAUAUAAGAAGAUAGCCACUCAAAAACUAAAGAAUAAUAAACUAAAAAUUAAAUAAACUAUCAUAAAAACAAGGCAAGCUAAUCCAAUUAAAAUUUAGGAGUAGAAGUACCAUUGAAAGGUUAAAACAAUAUGAUUAAAGUCGAUUAAUUGGGUGAGAUUAUAGUGAAUCAACAUGAGUUCAAUAGAGAGGCAAGUAAAUAGUAUUUUAAUAAAACUAAAGAAAAUAAACAGAAAUAAAGAGAAGAGGAGUCUAUCAAAAAUAAGGCAGAAGCUAAGAAAUUAAAGCAAAUUGAUUUUAAUGUCAUUACUAAAAAAUUAGAAGAAUACGAAACUAAGAUAAGUGCUCCAAUCUUAAAUAAAUCAGUUAAAACUGGAAAAUCUAUUGAGGUUGGAGAAAGCAAAGUGAAAUCCCUAGUUGACUCCUCUUAGAAAUAGGAAGUAGAAUUAAAUGCUCCAAAAAAGAAGGGGAGACCUAAGAAAAUUGUAAUUGAAGAAACUAUUCCAAAAGAAAAAACGACAAUAAAUAAUGAUAAAGUUAUAGAGACAAACGAUUAGGAGGCUUAAAAAAUAAAAAAUAAAAGAGGAAGACCUUAGAAAGUAAUAUAAGAAGAUUCAGUAUAAUCUUAAAAAGUAGAUGAAUCUAAAAAGAAAGAUAAUAAACUUACUAGAAAUUAGACUAAGAGUCCUGAUAUAUCCAAGUCAAUAUCAAAUUCUACACAGAAACUAUCUAAAUCUAAAUCAGAUAGACCUAAGAUAGUCUAAAAGCUUUAAUAAUUUUAAGAAGAUGAUAAAAUUAAGUUAUCUGAUGAACUUAGAAAUGUUGAUAAAACGCUUCUGAAUGAGCAAGAUUUAAUUGAUUUAGAGGAGUUAAAAGCUCUAGAAAGGCUUGCUGGGAUUAGAGAAAAAUCAGGAUAUGAUGAAAAGAUGGAUGAGAUGACAUCACUGAUGGAGGACAAAAGCUUUUUAUGUGAUGAAGAGAUUAGGUAAUUAGAAUUGAUAUAGAAAGAGAAAUAGAUGAGUGAUAGAGAAAAAAGAUAAGAAUACAUGAUGAAUAAAUAACAGAAUAGGCAAGAUCAAACACAAGAUGAAAUGAGUUUGGAUCAUGAAUAAAAAAACAAAAAUGCCUUAUCAGAGUCGGAAUACCUUUCAAUAUUUUAAAUUCCAGGAACAAGCAGUCUGCGAAUCGAUUUAAAAAUGCCAGCUUUUGAUUUUGAGAAACUAAAGGGUGGGAAAUAAAUAUUCAGCUUGGUAUUUGAAUACGAAGCACUCUUAAAGAUUAGGAAAUUGUUUUAAGACUACGAGCAGAUUAGGGCUUACACAGACGGAAGUUCAAUUAAGAAUCCUGGAAGAAGUGGUAGCAGUUGUGUGUUCAUGGGUAUAAAGAAAAUAUCUGAAGAGGAAAAAAGUAUCAUAGAAUACGCUAAUCAAGUAUCAGGAGAUUCAAGUCAUAGUAUUCAUCCAUAUUCCAACUAAAACCAACUCAACGAUAAUCUCUAGUUUAUGUUCGGACUGUCUCUAUUCUUAGGCGAGACAUCAAACAACUAUGCUGAGUAUAUGGGAGUCAUUAUGGCUUAGCUUCUAUUUUCGAUGUUUUAGUUUACAGAGAUUUAGAUUCUAACAGAUUCAGAAUUAAUUGUAAAUUAGGUUAAAGGAGUUUCAAGAACAGCCAAUGUUCGCUUGGUAGAAUUACUUAAAAUCGUUCAUUCAUUAGCUUUCAAAUUCGAAUCAGUAUGCUUAGACUAUGUCAGAAGAGAGGAAAAUAUAAUAGCUGAUGCACUUGCUAAAGAUGCCUCUUCACUUGCAGUGGGGGGAGAAUAACAUUUUAAAAUAUACUUUAGACUUGAGUAGGUGAUGGCUAAUGUUCAAUUGAAAAAUUGGUGA